Messenger RNA from Alternaria ethzedia, 420 nucleotides. RefSeq lists its product as uncharacterized. The coding region runs from base 1 to 420 and encodes 139 amino acids. The record is from RefSeq and is a predicted model, not a curated record. The transcript has a single exon. NCBI's taxonomy places the organism in Eukaryota, Fungi, Ascomycota, Dothideomycetes, Pleosporales, Pleosporaceae.
AUGCUUCCUCCCGCUGUCAAAGUUCCGCAGUCUUCGCGUCCAGUCACUACGCCAGCCGACGAGUAUGCUAGGCUCACGCGUAGGCAGCAACGUGACGCCAGAGAGAAGAGGCGAAUCCAGAAGGCUGCACGUGCCGCCAGGGACGAGUUGUACAGGGCCCGACAGGUUGUCAAGGACGCGCAAGAAGUAGCCCGAGCUGCGAGGUUACGUGCUUCUCGUUACUCCUACAUUCCAGCGCCCAGAAACACCAGAGCUGUCUCUUCGACUCCACACACUGUCAAUGUGAAGGCCAAGAAGUCCAAGAGCAAGUCUGCGGGCUCGGUUCAUUCAGCCCCCAUGGACAUGGACGAGACAUGGUCCUGGAUCAAGGACAGUUCUUCAGCAGCCUCCCAGAAUGGCAGCGCGCAUGCUCGUCACUGA